Cantharellus anzutake is the source of this 1419-nucleotide messenger RNA. RefSeq lists its product as uncharacterized. The transcript is spliced from 5 exons. Gene Ontology annotation, biological process: response to heat; protein refolding. Gene Ontology annotation, molecular function: heat shock protein binding; ATP binding. Lineage: Eukaryota; Fungi; Basidiomycota; Agaricomycetes; Cantharellales; Hydnaceae. The record is from RefSeq and is a predicted model, not a curated record. Gene Ontology annotation, cellular component: cytoplasm. The annotation marks the transcript as partial.
AGAAAAUUCCAUUCAAGUAGACCCAACUCAACAAAAGACCCGUAUCAAGUGUUGGGGGUACCGAGAGAUGCCAGCCCGGCUGACAUUAAGAAAAAAUAUUAUGAGUUUGCUCGAAAGCACCACCCAGACACUAAUCCAGAUCCGAAAUCAAAAGAUCGUUUUGUAGAGAUACAAGCGGCUUGGGAUAUCCUUGGCGACGAGAAAAAACGCGCCACGUACGACCAAUACGGUGCUGCUUCUCAGCAGCAAGGGUUCGAUCCCAACGCGUUCGGUGGCCAGAAUCCAUUCGGGGCUGGUUUCAAUGGGUUCGACGAUUUUCUUAACCCAUUUGGUCGUGCGAGUGGUAGAUCUGCGCCCGAGAACAUUCUUGAAACACUAUUUGGUGGCCAGUUCGGUGGUGGAGGACGGCCUCGUGGUGAGGCUUCAAAGGGCGGAAACUUAGAGGCGAAGUUGACCGUGAGCUUUACCGAGGCAUGCAAGGGCACUACGAAAACGGUCAAUGUUACCCCAAUAGUGGAUUGUCAUACAUGCGACGGGUCUGGUUUGAAGAAGGGUGCUCAGAAAGCCCGGUGCGGGGUGUGUGGUGGGACGGGGACCCGAACUUUUGUCAUCUCCAGCGGUUUUCAAAUGGCUGCUACCUGUACAGCCUGUCAAGGCACAGGCCAGAUACUGCCAAAGGGCUCACAGUGCAACUCUUGCGAUGGAAUAGGGAAAGUGAAGGAGCGUAGGUCGGUCACAGUCCAGGUGCCACCAGGCGUGGAAGAUGGGGCCGCAAUUCGAGUGACGGGGUCUGGUGACAUGCCUCUCUCAGGCCGAGGUAGUCCGGGAGACCUUAUUGUUCGCGUGCAUGUGGUCCCCUCGAAGCAGUUCCGUAGACAAGGAAUGAAUCUAUUCCAUCAGACAAAAAUCCCGUUGCACGCUGCGUUGCUGGGGGGCCGUGUUCGCGUCCCAACACUUGAUGGCGAGGUUGAAUUACAGGUACCAGCAGGGACUCAGCCUGGCGAGGAAGCUAUUCUAAAAGGUCGUGGUGUUCCUCACUUACGCGAUGGAUACAAGGGAGAUCUCUAUGUUUCAUUUGCCGUACAAUUGCCUCGAUCAUUGACGUCCCGUCAAAGGGAGAUUCUGAAGCAGUUUGCUGAUGAACUGGAGGGGCGUACGUCAUCAACAUCAGGGUCAUCAUCUACACCAAGUUCCCCACCGACAACCGAAUCGACUUCAUCCCAUUCAAAUACGACGAAUUCUUCAGCCGAGUCACAGGAGACACAGCCAUUGGAGGACCAGCUUAACAACAGUGAGUCUCUUUGCCUGUUUGUUCGUCUUCAUGGACUCCGAUGCCCCCCUGCGUUUCGGACAGGUGGCGGAGGAGGUUGGCUGGGCUGGUUAGGACGGCUCAAGGAUGCCAUGACAAGGCCCCGUUGA